AAGCGGAAGAAGCACCUAUCUAACAACAUUUUUACGCGUUUAUUUUGGUUAAUUUUCGUGUAAAAAGUUUUUUGAUAGCACUAAAAUAACUACUAAUACAUAAUUUUCGCUCUGAAAAACAUUAUUGACACACGUGUAUAUUAAAUGUGAAAACUAGGAGAUUCAAAUAAUCUAAACUCAAGAGUUCUAGUUGCGUGCUGUGCGUUUUCGAGGCUGACGAAAUCCGCCUUGUGUUCUACGCAGCAGACGAAAGUAGAAAAUGGAAAAUUUAGCUGAUGAUCCUGGCUUCAUCGAUGCGAUUGUCAAUGAGGUCAAAUCUCAGGGUCUGUUCGAUCAGUUCCGGAAGGAGUGUUUGGCCGACGUCGAUACGAAGCCGGCUUACCAAAAUCUGCGGCAGCGAGUGGAAAGUUCGGUGAGCAAAUUUCUGUCCCAGCAGAAGUGGAUCGACAACAUUCGUCACAAGAACCAGCUCCGGGAGAAGUUGAGGAAGAAUAUAAUAGAAUCCGGAUUUCUGGAGACCGGUGUAGAACGCAUAGUGGAUCAAGUUGUUAAUCCAAAAAUAUCAACGGUUUUUCAUCCGAAAGUGGAAGACAUUGUAUAUAACUACCUCGGCAUUGAAAAGCCAAAGCCGGCGAUUAACGGAAGUGGGGAUUUAGACGUACAAACAGAUUUUUUGCCAGAAGACUUAGAAGCUGUGAGCCCUGAUUCGGACAAGAAGUCUUCCAGCACUUCGUCAGACAUGCAUCAUCCAGCAACAGAACCUGACCAGCAGGAAGAGUUGAACGAUUCAAAAGAAAUUAUCGAGGACUUCGAAUCGCCGGCAUUUGAACCACUGGAACCUCGCCCUCCUAGUCAAACGAAACAGGAAAGUAACGAUUCCCAUACAUCGGCCAUCAGUGGUCUAACGUCACAAGAAUCAGUUGAAGAAGAGCCAAAUGAGAUACCUUAUUUGAUAGGUGAAUCUGAAUCCGGACAGGUCGUUACAGAAACUGACGACAAACAACUCAAUGAUAAGGAAGAACCGAUCAUUGCCGCACCGGCGGCUGAUAGUCCAUUAAAAGCAAGUCCUGAAAUCGAGAAGAAUGAUUCACAGUUGUCGCAAGUGUCCAGCAAUAGUCGACUUUCGAUCAUCACUAACUCGGAAGGGGUUGCUCAACAGCAACUGCAACAUGGCACACUUGGCAACCCAAGGUUGGACAUAACGGAAGAAGCACAAAUGCCAAAGUUCAAUGAGAACUCCAACGGGGAGGAGGGUGAACUAUCGGAUAGCAAUGGCGACGAAACGCCUGGCCCAAAGCGCGGGUUGGAACCGCGAAGGUCCAAUUUUGAUUUACGGCAAGAGGCCUACGAUUUCAAAGGGACGGAACGCAACCGAUAUAUUGACGCUGAACUGCGCGGUGGCGAAGUGCUAGAAAGAUCUAUCGAUAGGCCAGAUUCUGGUAACAAUGAAGGUGCUACAAAAGACGAAUCGCUAAAUACGUCUGGCGAACGAUACCAACAUGCUUCCUCCCCGUUAACAGCGGCUAGAUUUGAUGAAAACUCUUCCCAAUCUGAGCGGUCAUUGCGUAUUUGCGAAGAUUCUACCCUGGAGCAACGAACAUUGGACACUAGCGAACGACUGGACAACUAUGACUCGGCCAAGACGCCGUUAAAUGAUGAGCACAGCACUCAGUCGGCACCGGAUGUUGACAAAAUGGGCUCGUCGCAGGUGGACAUCGUUGUCAGCUUGGCCGCCGUACAGCAACAUGUGUCUUCCGAUACAGACCCGAGGAAGGAUCGCCACCGUGGGCGAGAACGCCAUGGCGACCGGAAACAUUCCUCUUCGCACCGCCACGGUUCAUCAUCAUCGCGCGAUGAUAGAAGGUCGCACAAUUCAUCCAAACGCAGCGGCAGUAGUAGCAGCAGUCGAAGGCAUGAUCGAGAUCGGGAUCGCAAACACGAAAACGGAAGCAGUAAUUCAAAUAGCGGAAGUACAAGAAAGAUCCACGUAAGGAAGGAAGAGGAUGAUCACUACAGUUCGCACGAAAAACCAGUGAAAAGACGACGCUCUACAGAUCGAGACUCUAAUGAUGGGGCAGAGAACGGUAAAUCUGCCAAGACAAGCCUACAUGGGUCCGUUCGAUCUGAAGAAUCCGCGAAAGAUUCACAAACCAUGGAUAAUCGGGGUAGUGGUGGAUCACAGGAUAACCAAUCACAGUUGAAUGACUCGUUGGAUUCGAGCUUUGAAGGAUUUGACGAGGAUCAACUAAAUGAUCACCCGAAGAGGCUGCCAACAAUUUUAGCAAAGCCAUUAGACACCACAAAAGUAGGUGAGAACAAGGCGGCGAAGAAGGCCAAGAAGGUUACGCAUAAGUCACCAAAAGAUAAAGACAUGGAUCGUAAAAGCAACAUGGAUGUUUUUGCCUUCUCUUUUGAUAAGCCAGCAAAACCGAAACAUAAUGGAGAACUGGAUCUCGAUGAAAGUUGCAAUAUGGAGCAAAGUUUGCCAGAUGUUGAUUCAUUCGAUCAUCUAGAUGAAGGAGUUAUUGUCCUCGGACCAACGGAGCUUGCAAAAGUUAUAGAAGCCAAUGAACAGCAGGUAGUCCACCAAUUGACUUCGUCCUUAGCGACUGUUGAUGAAAUUCAGCAAAUUGCUCCCCACAUGUUCCCCAAGACAAAUCCCGACGAUCUAGUUACUUUGACGACUCAGCCAGUGAUCGUAGAUCAAAUGUUGACGAAAGGUGACAAUAUGGAUCUCGAACUGUUAAUUGGUGAUAAGCAAUUGCACGGAGACGAAGCGACUCUUAACAAGAUCCAACAGGGAUUAGAUGUAGUAAAAAACAAAAUACGAAAACCGAAAAUUGCGUCUAACUUUCAUGAAGCCAAAAAACUAAUGAAAAUUCGAAAGCAGAUCGAGAGGGAAGAGAAGAAGAAACGUGAACAAGCUCUGGCUCUUGCUAAAAAAUUGAUCCCUAAAAAAAGUAGUGAAGAUGAUCAAGGAAUCGAACUUGAAUUUGUGUGUGACAAAAACCGAAAUAGCUCUGGGCCAAUAAUUUCGUCACCGAUCAGACAGAAAGCGUCGAAGCUUAACUGUAGCUUUGAAGAGGAACCAGCUCUACUAUAUCUUCCUGAAGAAACACAAGUUUACGACGCUAACGAUGCACUCAUGAAGUUCUUGAAGGAGAAAACCACUGACGUUACCGUUCCAGAAGAUUUCAUAAACUUAACAACUCGUCUUCAUUCGUUAGAUUCAAAGCCCCGAAGCCCUGGCAAAGGUGCACAAAACAUAUUCCCAGGCAACGAGGAAGACGAAACAAUGGCCGUUGAAAUAGUUGAACCGUCGAGAAGCCAGUCGGUCGCUGAACCAAGUGUCAUUAAAAUGGAAAAAGAUAUUAACCAGGAAGCAAAUCUAUGGCGGUCGGAAGAACCACGAGCGAGUGAAGGCAGCAGCACUGUAGAACUAGCCCGGGAACAAGCCGUGGAGGAAGUGGAGAAAGCAGCAGCCCCCAAGCAACGUGCUUCAACAAGGAAGUAUUCGCGAUCGCCCCCCACGGCUGCUACCGUUACCUCUGAUGUGGAUUUCGAAGCAUGUCUCCCAGUGCAACGAAUUGAUAAGGACACGUUGAAGCAAGAUGACGAAAACACUCAACAAGAAAAUGCGGACACCCUUAUGCGCACAUCGAGAGCUAGGAGGGUGGGAUUGCCUAAACCGAAAUCAACUAUGACUCAUAACACCAGUACAGCAAUCCUCACCGUUGAUAUAUCGGAUGUAAAAGCGAUCACUGUGGAUAAAAAUUCGCCCGGAAACAACAACAACGGCAUUAAGGCGCAGCGUUAUUCAAGCGAGGAUUUGUACAAACCGCGUUACAAUUCCCGAACUCGUACCAGAGCCAGUGAGCAAGUCGGCAAUUAGCUCAACACUUAUUAGAAUGUAGAUGAAUCUAGUUUUCUUGUUCAUUGGAAAUAACAAAAUAUGAACGAUGUUUCGUAGCGUAGGAGGAUCCGAGGAUCCCUAUUUGUUAUCGAAUGAACAAACUAUGUAUAAUAAUUGGUAUUCAAAAUUUUAUUUGUUUUUAAUUUUACAAUGAAUGCUGGUCCCGGUGUUUGUCUUGUUCCAUUAAAAGUGUGUCGAUAAAUGGGUAUAUUUAUUCCUAACUAUGAUUGUUGUUUUACAUGUGUCAUAAAUCCAUUUGGUAUUUUUAUAUGUACCUAUCAUAUUAAUUCAAGUUGACACGAUUUGUGCACACUUUUAUAGUAUAAAGCUUAUUCCAGUACACAUUUACGUAUCUAGUGUGUUUAUAAAAAGUUACGUUUCUACAAUAAUAAAAUGACAUGUGCAAUUAAAAAUA
This is a messenger RNA of Armigeres subalbatus, 4328 nucleotides long. Its product is annotated as biorientation of chromosomes in cell division protein 1-like 1. The record is from RefSeq and is a predicted model, not a curated record. Bases 260 to 3892 code for a protein of 1210 amino acids. The transcript is spliced from 5 exons. Gene Ontology annotation, biological process: replication fork processing. Gene Ontology annotation, cellular component: Set1C/COMPASS complex. Lineage: Eukaryota; Metazoa; Arthropoda; Insecta; Diptera; Culicidae.